Spirodela intermedia is the source of this 223-nucleotide messenger RNA. The record is from the annotation of a GenBank genome assembly. Lineage: Eukaryota; Viridiplantae; Streptophyta; Magnoliopsida; Alismatales; Araceae.
AUGGCGACUGGGAUAGCUGAGACGGCGGUGAAGAUCCCUGAAGGGGGAGCUCGCUGCCACCGAGGUCAACGCUCCCAUUGUGCCCGGCAAGGUAAGCCAGACUGAUUCCAAUCUUCACGUCCUCCAGUAAGUUGGGGAAGCGGACGUCAACCUGGACGGCAGCAUCGUCCUGUGCCCGCAGGUCUAUCAGUGGGGCAGGAUAAAUAUAUUAUUGUCCUUUUAA